AGCGUCUUUCGUUUGAGAUAGAGACAAUGAGUAGCAAGUGGUUCUCUUCGGUCUUCUCUUCUGGCACUAACAGAUGGCAGAGAAGGGUGUUGAGUGGGCUGGCAUUGGGCAGUGCCACAGUCGCCGGAGGAGCAGCACUCACUGUGGGAUCCAUGGCAGCCGAGGGAUUCGAAAUACACCCGCCUCAUUUCCACUGGAACCACAAGGGACCCAUCGACCAACUUGACAUGAAGAGUGUGAGGCGUGGAUAUGAAGUGUACAAGCAAGUGUGUGCUGCGUGCCACUCUAUGAAGUACAUGUACUACAGGAAUCUCGUCAAUCAAACUCACACUGAAGACGAGGCCAAGGCGGAAGCAGAGGCCAUAGAAGUAGUGGACAACGACCCUGAUGAUCAGGGCAACCCAGUGACGAGGCCAGGCAAGCUGAGUGACCGAUUCCCGGACGCCUUCCCCAACGAGGAGGCGGCCAGAUACGCCAACAAUGGAGCAUACCCGCCAGACCUCUCACUCAUGGUCAACGCCAGACAUGGAAACGAGGACUACGUGUUUGCCCUGCUGACCGGCUACUAUGACCCCCCAGCUGGAGUGGAGCCACACGAGGGACAGUACUUCAAUGCAUACAUGCCAGGCAACUGGAUCUCCAUGGCACCCCCUCUCUACAACGAAAUCAUCGAAUACGAAGACGGAACACCAGCCACGCAGUCUCAGUGUGCGAAGGACGUGGUGACCUUUUUGAGAUGGUCGGCUGAGCCCGAAUUCAACGCCAGAAAGCGCAUGUUCAUUAAGGCUGUGACGCUUACAACGGCAUGUCUAGUGUUAGCGUAUGCUUUCAAGAUGAGAAAAUGGUCCAUUCUCAAGUCAAGAAAGACAUACUAUCAUGACCCGAAAUCAGGAAAGAUCCUCAAGUAAACUUUGUCACCGAACAGCACGAAAACAAAAGCACUGAAAUAGAAGAUUUGAAGUUGAACACUUUUAAGUGAAAUAUAUUGUUUAACAUUUUCUCGUCUCGUUUACUUCGCUGAAUUUGAGACUCAGAAGUAGAAAUGUUUUGACUGACUGUUUAUAGAUUAAUUGAAUUGGAACAUCUGCUAAGCGGAGAGAUAUACUAAUGUGCGAAUUAAAUAAUUAUAUAAGAAA
Molecule: messenger RNA, 1136 nt
Organism: Symsagittifera roscoffensis
Lineage: Eukaryota; Metazoa; Xenacoelomorpha; Acoela; Convolutidae
Product: cytochrome c1, heme protein, mitochondrial-like
Exons: 6
Coding region: 27-908 (293 amino acids)
Biological process (GO): mitochondrial electron transport, ubiquinol to cytochrome c
Molecular function (GO): heme binding; electron transfer activity
Source: RefSeq, a predicted model, not a curated record